This is a messenger RNA of Oncorhynchus masou masou (cherry salmon), 1798 nucleotides long. Its product is annotated as beta-synuclein-like. The record is from RefSeq and is a predicted model, not a curated record. Lineage: Eukaryota; Metazoa; Chordata; Actinopteri; Salmoniformes; Salmonidae. Gene Ontology annotation, cellular component: axon terminus; cytoplasm; neuronal cell body. Gene Ontology annotation, biological process: synaptic vesicle endocytosis; chemical synaptic transmission; synapse organization. The transcript has 6 exons. Bases 152 to 505 code for a protein of 117 amino acids. Gene Ontology annotation, molecular function: cuprous ion binding.
AGACAGACAAUCCCGAGGAAGGCCCACCUACCUAGAGAUCCGUUACUGACAGCAGCUCCCGUUCUAGGCGAUAUUUCAAUCAGCUGGCCAAUAGAACCUUGAGGAAACAAGUCAUCUUUGUAAAGAAAAGAGCUCCAGGACCAGGGUCGAGAUGGAUGUGUUCAUGAAAGGGUUGUCCAAAGCUAAAGACGGCAUGGCUAUGGCCGCGGAGAAGACCAAGGAGGGAGCUGCGCUGGCCGCGGAGAAGACUAAGGAAGGCGCCAUGUUUAUCGGCACCAAGGCCAAAGAUGGUGUUGGUUCAGCGAAGGACCUUGCUGGUGGAGCCAUGGGGAACAUCGCUGCAGCCACCGGCCUGGGGAAGAAGGACGAGUUCCCAUCUGACAUGAACCCUGAGGAGUAUGGGCAGGAGGCCAUGGAAGGAGAGCCACAGGGAGAUCAGCAGGAGGGAGAGACAUAUGACGAGAACCAGCAGGAGCAGGGCCAGGACUACGAACAAGAAGCAUAAAAACCAUCACUGCAAAUCUCCAUCCAACCAGCAGCACAAUUUAUUACAACAAAAAGGACAAACGCUGAAAGUACCACAAUAAUACAAAUCUAAUCCUGUUGCAAAAAAACACAAAAAAAAACACAAAAAAACACAAACAAGAAUUCCACCUGAGAAAAUAUGUUCUUCCUUCGUCUUGAAGACGAAUCUUUUAUGAUAAUCGAUGCUAUAUUGUAAAUGUCCUGCUACUGCUGUAAUGUGUUGGGUCGGUAAUGGUUGUUGUAAUGGUUGUUGUAAUGGUUGUUUCUUGAGGUGUAGAAGAGCCGCCCGCUGUCUCGGGUCUCGUUUCCUUGAUUCCCUCCCAAUGGAACGAGACCCCCGGACCAGGACAAUGGCUUGUGACCAUAGAAAUACAAUCCAUAGAACAGGCCUCCCCAUUCAAUACUGGACUCUAUUUCUAUGCGUGUGAUUCUUUGUGUGUUUCUGUAUUUAUAAAUGUGAGAUAAUAAUAGGUGUAUUUUUCUCAUCUUCCAACAACGACGUUGGGAGCGAAAGAAAAUUAUAAAUCCGGUUGCAGAUACAGAAAUGACUACUACCAAUAUUAUUCUAUAAGUGUGUUCAAUGCCUGUUUGUGGGUUCUCUCUUUUGAAUUUACUUUUGGAGCAAGUUUUUAUUUAUUUAAUGUAUUUUUAAGUAAGAGUUUUAUACAUUGUAUCUUUAUAGUUGCUUGUGAAAUCAUUCUGGUGGAACUAUCUGUUAGAAAUGGAUAAACUACGUGUGUGUGUGUGUGUGUGUGUGUGUGUGUGUGUGUGUGUGUGUGUGUGUGUGUGUGUGUGUGUGUGUGUGUGUGUGUGUGUGUGUGUGUGUGUGUGUGUGUGUGUGUGUGUUUGUAUGAGUUUGUGUGUGUGUGUUUGUUUGUAUGUGUGUGUUUGUGUGUGUGUGUGUUUGUGUGUGUGUGUUUGUGUGUGUGUGUGUGUUUGUGUGUAUGUGUGUGUGUGUGUUUGUAUGUAUGUGUGUGUGUGUGUGUGUUUGUGUGUAUGUGUGUGUGUGUGUGUUUGUAUGUAUGUGUGUGUGUUUGUUUGUGUGUGUGUGUGUUUGUGUGUGUUUGUAUGUGUGUGUGUGUUUGUUUGUGUGUGUUUGUGUUUGUGUGUACUGAAGAUUUUAACAAGUUGAAGUAAAUAUAUUAUGUCUUGAAAUCACAAUGGUUGUCAGAUCAAUAUGUGAUUUAAAGUGCAGGACUUAUCAAUAUAAAGGUUUAUGUGUCAACGCAGACAAACUAACACACCUGUAAAUAAACACGUGAGAAAAAAUAAA